Stereum hirsutum FP-91666 SS1 is the source of this 2609-nucleotide messenger RNA. RefSeq names its product peptidase S28. Gene Ontology annotation, biological process: proteolysis. The record is from RefSeq and is a predicted model, not a curated record. Bases 61 to 1698 code for a protein of 545 amino acids. The transcript is spliced from 16 exons. Gene Ontology annotation, molecular function: dipeptidyl-peptidase activity; serine-type exopeptidase activity. NCBI's taxonomy places the organism in Eukaryota, Fungi, Basidiomycota, Agaricomycetes, Russulales, Stereaceae.
UGAUUAUUUGGUUAUAAUUUCUGGCGCUCCCCUCUAUACUCUCCCACGGUUCCAGCAAGCAUGUUGCUCCCACUCACGGUCAGCCUCGUCGUCGCCGCGCAGGCCAUCGCGUUGGACGCGCCGAGGGGACAGAGACUGCAUAAUGCGCAGAGUGUGAAUCUAUGGAAACGUACUCAGGCUCGGUCUAGCGUCGCUUUCGAUUCGGAGAACUUGGAGAAGAGGACGAAGGGAGAAGUAGGGAAGAGGGCGACGUUCCCGCAAUACAACUUCACGCAGCCUUUGGAUCAUUUCUAUGGCUCUACGAACGGGACCUUUCCUCAACGAUACUGGGUAAGCACGCGACACUACACCCCCGGUUCCAACGCAACAGUGCCUGUGAUCGUGCUCGACGGCGGCGAAACGAGCGGAGAAGAUAGGCUGCCCUAUCUCGAUACGGGGAUUGUGGAUAUUUUGGCGGAGGCGACGGGUGGGGUGGGGGUUGUGCUCGAGCAUCGGUAUUAUGGCGACUCAGUCGGCGUCCCAGAUUUCUCGACGGACAAUCUCAGAUGGCUCAACAACGAACAAGCCCUCGAGGACUCUGCCAACUUCAUGCGCAAUGUCAAGUUUGAAGGGAUCGAUGAGGACCUCACCGCGCCUGGAACGCCGUGGAUUUAUUUCGGCGGUUCCUACGCCGGUGCGCGCGCCGCACAUAUGAAAGUCCUCUAUCCCGAUAUCGUCUAUGGGGCUAUUGCGUCGAGCGGCGUGACCCACGCCGCGAUCACAAACUGGGAAUACAUGGACGUCAUCCGGCAGUUCGCGACGGUGGAAUGUUCGGAUAAUUUGGUGCAGACGGUGUCUACUGUCGAUAAGUACCUCGGCUCGAACAACGAAACCGAACGAAGCGCGAUCAAGGCGAUCUUUGGGCUUGAAGAUCUGCCGGACGAUAAAGAUUUUGCGAGUGUUCUCGAGACCCCCCUCGAAUACUGGCAAUCCAAGAACUGGGACCCAGCCGUCGGGAGCACCGUAUUCGACGAUUUCUGCACGUUGUUGAAUAACGAGACUACCACCACCUCCACGAAUGGCAGUGACAGUGUGACGGUGCAAGGGUUGGAGGUGAAUAAUGCGCUGGUGAAUUAUGCGGGGUGGAUUAAGGACAACCUCGUCGCCGGCUGCACCGGCACCAACACGAUCGAACAAUGUUUCGGCACACAGGACGAGAGCCAGUAUAACGGGACGGACUUGUACCAGACGUGGAGGUUGUGGACGUUCCAGUAUUGUACGCAGUGGGGGUAUUUGACGACCGCGCCGCCGAGCGACGAUAUCCCCGCUAUCAUCUCGAGGGUUUUGGAUCUGGAGUAUGAGCAUAAGAUCUGUGAGCAGGCUUUCGCGCCAGGCGAGUUCUUCACCGUCCCGCCCCUGCCGAACGUCACCUCCGUGAACGUCCUAGGCGAUUUCGGAAUCGCGGCGGAUAGGCUUGCGAUUGUCGAUGGGGAGAUCGACCCCUGGAGGCCGGACACGCCGCAUAGCCAGUACGGAGCUCAGAACAGGACGGAUACGGUGUUGAGGCCGUUUAAGCUCAUUCCGAACGCAGUCCACCACUACGACGAGAACGGCCUCGCGAACCAUUCCGCGGAACCGCCUGAGAUACAAGCGAUCCACGAGCAGGAAGUCGAGUUUGUGAAGGCUUGGUUGGAGGACUGGGUGUCGGUGGGGGCGUAGGGGCGUAAGUAGGGCACCAUGGAAUCUUUAGGACAUCGGAACUGUGAGGCGUGGAUUUAUGGAAAGGAACUUAGAUUGUUUUUGAACCAGUUUCUGCCCGCCACAGAAUAUACGCCCGCGUGGUGUUGCGACAUAGUUUUGUUUUGCUCAGAGCUCGCCCGAGCACCAUCGUUGUUUGCAAACGGCAUACUCAGAAGACCGCGAGCGUCCCUCUGAUGGACUUCGACGGACCUGGGGCAAUCUCGAGUGGGCGAGUCUUAUCGCCACCGUCUCUCGUCCACCUUCGCUCAAACAAAGGGAAUUAAGGAUGAAAUCUACCAUUUGGCCAGCCCAUACCUAUACAUACGCAUUCUUCUACUUACGCUAGUGACUUGUCCGAUCUAUUGUACAUUGAAACUUCAUUCACGACAACCAAGCAACACUCUGGCUCCAAAUCCAGCGAAGGGAUUUAAUUAUGCCUCCAGGACUCGAUAUACCUUGAUCAAUCCACUCUUCAUAUCCUCCAGCUUAUAGCUCACCGACUCCACCGUCGACUGCCCAACAUGCUGGUUCGCCAACAACGCCCUAACCUUCAUCUUCUUCCCCUCAAACUCGCUCACAACACCCGCACACGCCUCCGCCCCCGCACCCCCCACCGUGACAUUAUACGCAUGCAAACCCUUAUGUCCCUUCAACUUUGCCUCCUCCAGCACGAUGAUAUCCCCCGGCAUGAUCUCGCUCGCGCGCACCUGUACCGCCGUACCGCUCUGUGAGUAUAUGAGAUACCCGUAUUCGUUCCACUCGCCAGACUGUGUGGCGGGAGAGACACGCGCAUUGGGGACCUGCGCGAGUACGGCGGAUACGAAGCCCGCGUAGGAUCCGUUCCCGAUCAGCGUCUUCUUCGACUUUUCGUGCAGUGUAGCCGCGACUUC